CGGACACCCGCGAAACGAACCGGCGGCGUUGGCGAACUCCCUCUCUCUCUCUCUCUCUCUCUCCCUCCCUCCCUUUCGCCGUGACUUUCUCUCUCUAAAAACUCUCUCUCUAGACUCUCUCGUGUCGUCUCCUCUCCCCAUCCUGUUCGCAAAACCCAAAACCCAAAACCCCCAAUCGCUCUCGUCUCCCCUCCCCUUUCUUUCAGUUUCGGACCCCGAUUUUGCUCGUUAUUUGCGGUUGUGCCUCGCAAAGCCGCGGCCUUUAUAGCACAGUCCCCGCAGUUUCGGCAGUACAAGCUCCUUCCUCCCUCCUCCCGUUCGUUUCUCUCUCUCUCUCUCUCUCUCCUGCUGCUGUUGCUUCUGUUGCUGCUGCUGCUGCUGCGGCUGCGGCCUGCUCUGCUGCUCUGGCUCGCGCGGACUGCCAAUGCGCGGUCGCUAGCGGGGGCUGCAUUGGUUCGGCGAAGUGAGUGAACGGCCUAAUCCCCUCCCCUCCGUAUUCCCCUCUCGCGGCUUCACAUGAUCGUGUGAGGUUUUCGCGGCGUGGAGAGUUUUGGGGACGGUUGCGACGGUCGUUGGAUUGGGUCAAUUGGGCGCCCUGCAUGGGAGAUUCGGGGUUCGCCGUUUUGCAUGUUAUGCUGGUGCGGUGGGGGAUUUUCUGCGGGCGAGCUGCGGAUAAUGUCGACGGCGUGGGCAGGGUUUCCCGCACGGUGAUGGAGUUUACCGGGCGUUUCGCGUGCCUCGUCGCGGGAAAUUAUCGGCUCACGAGGCGAUUGGGGUUUGCUUUUCGGGCCUGAAGUUAAACAGUCUGUUAGUGAUGGUGGUUAUGUUCUUGGUGUGCUCGAUUGAUCUGUUGAUUGGCCGCAAUGCCGCAUUGCCGUUGUCUCCUUGUUAUAGAUGAUUGUUCCUGCAGAAUGAGAGUUCUUUCAAGAGGGUGCUUGUACUUUGUGCAGGGACCAACAUAGGUGAUUUGUUGCUUGUAGUCAAUUGGUCAAUACCUGAUCAAAACGGCUCUUUUAAAAGACCUUUUUCCAGCAAGUGAGAUUGUUGUUUGUGGACAAGUUUCUGAUUUUUUAUAGUUGACGAUUCAUGAAUACAUGAGUUAGUGAUAUGGGUAAUGUGACAGUUUCUGUCCCUUUGUAUGUGCAUCUUAAGAUUACAAUUUUAGUUACAUUGAUUACAUGGUCAAGACAACUUACAGAGAUGAUGUAUUUUGGAUGGAGCUGCCUUUCUGACUUGACGUGCAUUUGAAUCUUGCCCUCACUGGAGUGCUUUGCACCUUCAUGAGUUCGGAUGAGAGACAUGUACUGGAUUUGCUUUCAAAGAGCCUUUACACGUUUUUUUAAUUUAUACUGGAUGAUCAGCUUUUGUAACGGUAGUGUGAAAAUUGAGAAUCUUUGAUGACUCGAGGUUGUUCUCGAAGGAAAUUGAGGAUGUUACAUUGUCUACCUUGUGAUACCAGUUUCCUUGUUUUGUUUUCUUUCCUUUAUAGUUAAAUUUAAACUUAUGAUUUUUCCUCAAUCAAUCACAUGCUUGAAAACAAGAUGAGGGUUUUUUUCUUUUUUUGGGAGAAAGAGUUUCUCUUCUCCUUUAAGUGAUUGACUAAUAUGAAUUUUCCUCUUCAAAUUGCCUUUCACAGGAUUUACUCUUUUUUUUCUUCCCCUGAUAAGGAACAUUUAAAAGGUAAAUGAAAACGCUUUAAUGAUCAGCUGUUUAUGGAUAUUAAGCUGCCGAUAUUUCUCAUUAGAUGUGUUUCAAGUACUCGGCGACUUGGUCGAUAUCAUGCAUCCCAAAGAUGAUAAACUUCAUUUCAGUGGAAAAAGGAUCUACGGUGGGAAACUUCACGAUCUGUAUAAAAAUUGCCCAAAACACUCUCGUUGAUGUGUUUGCACUUCUCGUGGAGCUGGUCUUAAGUCUUUUGGUUGGUGACAAUUCGUCACAUCCUUCAUAUAUCAAAGACAUAUUAUGACACCCUUUAGGAGAUGCACCUAAAUUUUUGCCAUAUUUCUCAUAUCCAAAUGCUUUCAAUCUUAGGAAAUAGUGAGUCUUUUUCAGAUUUAGGAAGCUGCAAUGCCUCUACGUCAGAUUGGUCUAAGUUAAUGGUUCUCAAUAUGUUACUGUUGAAUUUAACCUGAAACUCUACAGGUGAUUUGUGGGAAUAUAUGUGGCAGAAUGGCUAGGUUUUACUUAAAUCACAGCUAAAUCUAUUUUUAGUUUGUCAUUUUGGCGUCCACAUGGUGAAUGAAAUGCUUGGGUUAUUGUGGAAUUUUUUGCAUGAAUGUAAAUAUUCCUUGCGAUGGCUAAUCUGAUCUGUCCUUUUUCCUUCUCAAAUUUAUUUACUCACUUUGGCAGGUAGUUAGCACAGAGAUUGCGCUGCUCCAGCAGAAACAGAGGAGCAGGCUUGCUUUUACUAGAAGAAGGGCUUUACCAACUAAUUGGACAGGCGGAUUUUGUUUCAAGAAGCUCUCAGAUUUGGAUAAAUUGUGCUUUCAAUUGUGUGAAUCCAAUGGACAAUGAUUUCUGUGAGGAGCAGCAAGUUCCUUCUGCUGUUUUGACAGGAGUAGUCUUCAAUGUUCUAAGUUGCAGAGAAGUGGAGAAGAUAUCUUCAAUAACAAUUGAGUCUGUCGGUGAGGUCAGUGACUCUAGAUUGGGACUCCCAAACUCCUCUGGUCAGUGCUCCACUUGUGGCGCCAAAGACUUGAAACAGUGUGAAGGUCAUUUCGGAUCUAUCAAGUUGCCAUGUACAAUACUUCACCCGUAUUUUCUGUCUGAAGUUGCUAAGUUGCUGAAUAAGAUUUGCCCAGGUUGUAAAUCUGUUCGGCAAGAUCUACGGGUUAAGAAGAGUGGUCCGGGUCAGGUACAUCAUGGGACUAGGGGUUGCAAAUACUGUCUCCCUACUCAAGUAGAUUAUUAUCCGCCUAUGAAGUUCAAAGUGUCAUCUAAGGAUCUUUUCAGAAGAACUGCCAUCAUUGUAGAAGUAGAUGAAAGUUUUCGAAAUACUCAAAAGAAGCUAAACAGGAGGAUUUGGCCCUCUGAUUACUGGGACUUUAUCCCAAAAAAUCCGGAACAAGAAGAAAGUUCUCUGAAACCAAACAGAAGGGUAUUAUCGCAUGCUCAGGUUUAUCACUUAUUGAAUGGCGUUGAUCCUACUUUCAUUAGAAAGUUUAUCUCAAGACAAGAUUCUCUUUUUCUCAACUGUUUCCCUGUAACACCAAAUGGUCAUCGUGUGACUGAAGCCACUCAUGCAUUUUCUCAUGGACAGCGGCUGGUCCUUGAUGACCGAACGAGGGUAUACAAGAAACUUGUCGAUUUUAGGGGGACAGCUAAUGAGUUGGGCUCACGCGUCCUUGAGUGUCUUAAAGUUUCUAAGCUGAACCCAGACAAGUUAUCGAAUACCGAAUCUGCUUUUGCCCAGAACAGAAAGAGCAGGGACUUGGAUUUCACUUCUUCUGGUUUGAGAUGGAUGAAAGAUGUUGUUCUCGGGAAGCGGAGUGAUUACUGUUUUCGGAUGGUUGUGACUGGUAAUCCAAACAUCAAGCUCAGUGAAAUUGGUGUACCGUGUCAUAUAGCAGAGAGAUUGCAAGUAUCUGAGACUUUGAAUAAGUGGAACUGCGAAAAGUUAAAUGCUGUCUGCAGUUUACUGCUGCUUGAAAGAGGUGGCAUGCUUGUUCGGAGAAAAGGGCGUCUUGUGCGUAUCAGUCACAUGAAAGAACUUCUUUUUGGAGACACUAUAUACAGGCCAUUAAGUGACGGAGACAUGGUUUUGGUAAAUAGGCCUCCAUCUAUACACCAGCACUCUCAUCUCGCAUUAUCUGCCAAGGUUCUACCCAUAGCCUCAGCUCUAUCUAUAAAUCCGCUAUGCUGUUCCCCUCUUCGCGGAGAUUUUGAUGGGGACUGCAUCCAUGGAUAUAUUCCGCAAUCGGUGGAUGCUAGAGUAGAGCUAAGAGAGCUGGUUGGUGUGGAUAGGCAGUUGUAUAAUGGGCAAAGUGGCAGGAACCUUCUUUCUCUUGGUCAGGAUAGUCUAGUUGCUGCUCACUUGAUAUUGGAGGAUAGUGUUUGCUUCAACCGCUUUGAUAUCCAACAACUUAAAAUGUUGUGCCCCAAUGAUUUGCUUCCUCCGGUACCUUCAGUCGAGGGUGGAAUGUGGACUGGGAAGCAAUUAUUCCAGAUGCUCUUGCCUAGAGGAUUUGAGUGGUUUUCGUCUUCGAAUGACAUUGGAAUUAGCAAUGGGGAAAUUGUCUUUUCAGAAGGAUCUGCUUGGCUUCGAGAUGCCGAUGACAAUCUCUUUCAGAGGCUUAUCACUUUUUGUCAGAGUAGGGUACUUAACAUUUUGCAUGCUGCUCAAGAAGUUCUUUGCGAGUGGUUGUCCAUGAGGGGUUUUAGCGUUUCAUUAUCAGAUUUGUACCUUGCGUCUGAUUCAUUCUCGCGGGAAAAUAUGAUCGAGGAAAUUAGUUGUGGUUUGCAAGAAGCAGAUGAAACAUGCAAUAUCAAACAGUUUAUGGUGGAUUCUUCACGGGACUUCCUCGCUGGAAAUGGUGAAGAAAUAAAUGCUAUGGCCUUCAAUUCAGAACGGUUGUGUUAUGAGAAGCAGAAAUCCCCUGCCCUUAGUCAGGCAUCUGUCGAUGCUUUUAAGCGAGUCUUUCGAGACAUACAAAGUUUGGCAUACAAGUAUGCUAGCAAGGACAAUUCCAUGAUUUCUAUGUUUAAAUCUGGAAGUAAGGGUAAUCUGCUAAAGAUUGCUCAACACAGUAUGUGCGUUGGCCUGCAACAUUCUCUAGUUCCGUUAUCUUUUGAUAUACCACAUCAUCUUUCCAAUGCUUCUUAUAAUAGCCAUAAGGAAAGGAAUAUAGAUCGUACGCAUGAUUUUCCAUUUCCUCAGUCUUUCAUCCCAUUUGCAGUAGUCAAGAACUCCUUUCUUUCCGGUUUGAAUCCAUUAGAGUGUUUCGUGCAUUCUGUCACAAAUCGAGCUAGUUCCUUCAGCGAGAAUGCCGAAGUCCCCGGAACCUUACACCGGAAGCUUAUGUUUUUCAUGCGUGAUCUAUAUGUUUCCUAUGAUGGCACAGUUAGAAGUGCUUAUGGCAAUCAACUCAUAGAGUUUUCUUAUGGCAUUGAGAAGCAAUCAUCUACUCCCUGCAGCCGCAAAGACAGUCUCUCCUGUGAGAAUGCAAAAUCUGGGGAAGGGAUGGGAGGCCAACCUGUUGGUUCAAUGUCUGCCUGUGCCAUUUCUGAAGCUGCAUAUAGUGCUCUAGAUCAGCCAAUCAGUCUCCUUGAAAUGUCGCCACUGUUAAAUUUGAAGAAUGUGCUGGAGUCUGGUACCAAGAAAAGCAACUCUUGUCAAACAAUGUCAUUAUUUCUCUCUAAGCAGCUUGCAAAACAUAGGCAUGGUUUAGAAUAUGGAGCCCUUGCAGUUAAAGAUCAUCUGGAGAGAAUGUUCUUCUCAGACAUAGUGUCAACCACAAUGAUCAUUUUCUCCCCAGAGAAUUAUAACCAGAAUUUGAGUCCAUGGGUGUGCCAUUUCCAUAUAAGAAAGGACAUUAUAACAAGGAGAGGAUUAAUACUUCAUUCUGUCAUUGGUUCUCUUAAGAGGAGAUGUCAUGCUUUCUUGAAGGAAUUAAGAGUUGACCUUCCCCCACUGCAGAUAACUAUCAAUGAUUGUUCAUUAACUGGUGAAGAAAGGGAAGAUGCAGCUAAUAUCUUUUGCAUCACACUCACCAUGGUUGAAGAAUCGAAGAAAGUUGCCACACAGCCCACUCUUUUGAAAAAACUUCAAGAACACGUGAUACCUUGCCUUCUGGAAACAGUUAUUAAAGGAUUCAUGGAGAUUAAGAAGGUAGAUAUCUUAUGGAGUGAAAGCGGCAAGUUAAGCAAAUCUAAGCCUGUGUCAACUGGUGAACUGUACUUGAGAGUAUCCAUGUCUGCACAUUCUGAGAAAAUGAAGCUCUGGAGUGUACUCAUGAAUAAUUGUGUUCCUAUUAUGGAUGCUAUUGAUUGGUCUCGCAGUCAUCCGGAUAACAUUCGUGAAUUCUCAUUAGCAAAUGGGAUAGAUGCUGGAUGGAAGUACUUUCUUAAUAGUCUGGGUUCUGCUGUAUCUGAUACGGGCAAGACUGUUCUUCCUGAACAUUUAGUUCUUCUUGCAAAUUGUCUAUCAACAAGUGGAGAGUUUGUAGGCUUAAAUCCUAAAGGGAUGUCAAGACAAAGGGAAAUCUCAUCUGUCGCAUCACCUUUUGUUCAAGCGUGCUUUUCGAACCCUGGUCCUUGUUUUAUUAAGGCUGCCAAGGCAGGAACAGUGGAUAGUUUACAAGGGAGUCUGGAUGCACUGGCAUGGGGAAAAGUUCCUUCACUGGGGACGGGUGGACUAUUUGAGAUAAUAUACUCUGGCAAGGGGCAUGAGCUUGCAAAGCCUGAGAGUGUCUACAAUCUGCUGGGUAACAAAGUUAGUUCCACACAACAGAAUAUAAAGCUUGAAGUGCCUAAUGCUGGCAGCCAUGUGCCAGACACAUGUGGGGCGGAGUUUGUGCAGGCUGAUAGUGUUUCUAAAGUACUCAAGAAAUUGGAAAUCAAUAAGUCAUUAUUCAGGAAAUUUAUCACAUUUAAUGACAUCCAGAAGCUCUCGCUAGAGCUGAAAAAAAUAUUGUACAAGUACCCGAUCGAUCACCAUUUAGGUGAACAAGAAAAGUCGAUUGUGAUGAUGGCUCUGAAGUUUCAUCCUCGUGGAAAGGAAAAGAUCGGAACUGGAGCUCGGAAUAUAAAGGUUGGACAUCACCCCAAGCACCAAGAUUCUCGCUGCUUCAUGCUGGUCAGAGACGAUGGAAUGGCAGAAGACUUCUCUUAUCACAAGUGUGUUCUCGGCGCCCUCGAGAUAAUUGCUCCCCAAAGGGCAAAAACCUACCAAUCGAAAUGGUUGAAACACGAGGCGGAGCAGACAUAGAAUGCUUCUCUUCUGCGGAGACGGAACAUGUACAGCCAAGUACCUGUAAUCAGCCUUCUCUCUCUCUCUCCUUUUUUUUUAGCCAAUUGAUUCAAUAAAUGGCUGUUCUUUUCCACGCUUCUUUUUGCUCCUUUUACUGCAUUUCGUUUGCCUACUUAUUUGAUUGGCAGAAGAGAUGUAGUGGAAGCAGCAACGAGAAGCUCUUAAAGCGCAUCCAUCCUUUCUGUUUUUCAGUAAUGUGCCGGAAAAAUGUUGUACUCAGUUUCCAUAUAAGUUCAGUUGUUAUAAUUGGUGGACCGCCUAUGAUGAUUUGCACUCCCGCUUUCUUUUCUUUGGGAGUGAAAUAGACCUCUAAUGAACGGUAACCUUUUGUCGUGGCGGCAGGUGAACUCUUUUUUCAGUCAAUAGAAAUAAGCCGAUAGAAGUAUAUUGAGUUCA
Eucalyptus grandis is the source of this 7363-nucleotide messenger RNA. Its product is annotated as DNA-directed RNA polymerase IV subunit 1. Gene Ontology annotation, molecular function: DNA binding. Gene Ontology annotation, biological process: DNA-templated transcription. The record is from RefSeq and is a predicted model, not a curated record. NCBI's taxonomy places the organism in Eukaryota, Viridiplantae, Streptophyta, Magnoliopsida, Myrtales, Myrtaceae. Bases 2504 to 6925 code for a protein of 1473 amino acids. Gene Ontology annotation, cellular component: RNA polymerase II, core complex. The transcript has 20 exons.